UGGUUGUACAACAAAAGAUCACGUGAGCUCGCUCGUUGUACGUGACGUCAUUCGACAGCGACACCCCGAGUGAACCGCAAUAGCCGAGUUGUCCGUAUUUGAUUCAGGAUGACCAGUGAUUCUGAUCCUCAGAGGUAUGAAAAUAUGUUCGCUCACCGCUUCACGGCAGAUGACAAAGAAUAUCAGGAUUACCUGAAAAAGCCUGAAUCGGUGCCGCCAAUUGUUGAGGAUUAUAAAUUCGGCAACCAAAGAUCUCAUGAUAGGUACAGAGAUAACAGACACCGGAGAGGAUGGGAAAGACAACGUGACUGGUCCAACAAUAGUUAUAAUCAGCCACGAGGAGGCAGAGGGUGGGGUAACAGCUACAAUCACCAAGAAGGUCACUACGGAUAUAACCCCAGCAACCAAAGGUUUCACUCUGAUCGAUACUAGUAGAAAUAAUCGGACUUUUUUUUUCUGCUUUCAAUUCUGAUUUUUUGGGGGGGGUUGUUAAAAUACCCUUACUGCACAUAAUUCAAAUCUGCAGGUUAAAAUCAGAACAUGAGGUUUCAUUUUGUAAUACAUCUAAAACUUUUAUUUUUCUCUCACUUGUUGACCCAUCAGAAAGCUUAACCCAGACCAACUGGGGAACAGCUACCAAUUGUUUGUUGUAAAUGAUUAAAAUGAGUUUUCAAAAAAAAAACAAAA
Molecule: messenger RNA, 687 nt
Organism: Spea bombifrons (plains spadefoot toad)
Lineage: Eukaryota; Metazoa; Chordata; Amphibia; Anura; Pelobatidae
Gene: RAMAC
Product: RNA guanine-7 methyltransferase activating subunit
Exons: 3
Coding region: 109-432 (107 amino acids)
Biological process (GO): RNA 5'-cap (guanine-N7)-methylation
Molecular function (GO): RNA binding
Source: RefSeq, a predicted model, not a curated record